AUGGAGCGAACCUCUACCAAUCCCAUUCCCGACAUGUAUCUGACCUAUCUUGCUUUGUUAUGUCUACUUCAACUUAGUGGUGCAACAAGUCCACAUAGGCAUCAGAUUGACUCAGACAAGGUCCUUUGCUCAGCCAACUCCCGCCAGAUCGCCAACAAUGGCAACGGAAGUACCGUCUGGCCAUGGCAGACUUACAUGUCGUCCAAUGCUACUCCUCCAGCUCUUCGAAUCAACAGGACCAAAGAAUCCUUGUUUGACGGCUUACUCUUCCUCACCCCUUCCUAUGGCUCGAGCAUCCCAGGCACAAAGGAACAAGCCCCGAUCAUCAUGAGAGAUGACGGUGACCUGGUCUGGAACGGACCCGUCCACGACAGCUCUAAUCUGCUCGUCCAGACCCUUGGCGGACGACAGGUCCUGACGUACUGGUCCGGACAAGGCUCGGCCGGUUACUCCCUAGCAAUCGGCCACGGCUACGGGGAAGUUGUCAUUCUUGACAGCACUUACACAGUUAUACAUACUGUGUGCCCACAACUGAACCUGAAACUCCCACCUGGAGCGACGGCCAGAUGUGUCGCCGAUGUCCACGAGUCAAAGAUCACGGAUAGAAACACGAUGCUCAUCACAGCGUACAACACGACUCCGUACGACCUAUCCAGCAUAGGUGGACCAUCGAAAGGCUGGCUCCUCGACUCACUGGCCCUUGAAGUCGACAUAAUCACAGGCAAAGUGCUCUUCUCAUGGAGCCUUCUCGCGCAUCUGCCGCUCAAUCGUACACUGUUCCAACUCAGUGGCGCCGGGACUAGUCAAAGCACGCCCUUUGAUCCCUUCCACGUCAAUUCCAUCCAGCUCGUAGGCAACAAUUACUUGAUCAACGUCCGCAACAUCUGGGCCACAUUCCUGGUCAGUCCCGCCGGCAAUAUCAUCUGGGCAAUCAAUGGUCUGAACGGAGGAGAUUUUGGCGCCUUACCUGAAGGUGGAAAUUUCUCCUGGCAACACGAUGCCCGUCUCGAAACCCUCAACUCCUCCGCAGCCCUGAUUCAUUGGUUCGCCAAUAACAACGACGAAUUCACCGCUCCAAGGGAUAUCAAACCAAGCACAGGCCUGACACUCCUGAUCACGCUCCCACCAGACCCAUCGUCCCCACCAGUGUUGUAUACUAACUACACGAAUCUACAAUAUCCUGUUGGCGCUUGGUCCCAGGGCUCUUUCCAAUACCUACCUAACGGUAACGUCCUGAUGGGCUAUGGCGCCUACGCGGUCAUCGAAGAAUAUGGACCAAAGGAAAGCACGAGCAACACCCAAGGCCAUGUUCGCUGGUCCGCCGCCUUCGGAUAUGACGAUCUCGUCUCCAGUUAUCGGGUCUUCAAGCAGGAAUGGCACGCGACGCCAGCGAGCAAACCAAGUCUCGUCGUAUCACGGACCAUGGCUAAUGAUACGCUCAAUCAGUGUGCCGGGAAUUCGACGUGGAGAGGUUAUGUAAGUUGGAAUGGUGCGACGGAUGUCACAGGCUGGCUCGUGUAUGCUGGAACGAGCAAUGCUACAAUGAACGCCGUGGGAAUGGUGAAGAAAGAAGGGUUCGAGACGGAGUUCGUGCUUCCCCAGGGAGCAAUGUUCAUUCAGGUUGGCGCGGUCGAGAACUACGAGAGAAAUGCAGUCAGGAGGUCUGAUGUCGUUGCUGUUCCGGCGCGACAGGAUUCACUGCCUUACUCCUUUGGCUGGUGA
This is a messenger RNA of Exophiala xenobiotica, 1722 nucleotides long. RefSeq lists its product as uncharacterized. The record is from RefSeq and is a predicted model, not a curated record. Bases 1 to 1722 code for a protein of 573 amino acids. The transcript has 2 exons. NCBI's taxonomy places the organism in Eukaryota, Fungi, Ascomycota, Eurotiomycetes, Chaetothyriales, Herpotrichiellaceae.